UCAUUCAUUUUUUUGGUUUGUGUUCAACUUCUUGGAUCGAUCGAUUGAUUGAUUUGAUUGAAAAAAAAAGACAAAAAUGCUGAAAUUGACUUUAAUAUUUUUGAUUGGAAUUGCAUACGCUGCUCAAACACGAAUAAAAAUUGGCUCAAAAUCAUGGGGCUAUCAAAUUGAUUUAAAUCAUGGUCAACAAAUUCGUAAUGAAUUUAGUAAUGAAGAUGGUAUUACAACCGGUUAUUAUCUGUUUCGAAAUAAUGAUAAUCAAACAAAAAAGCUACAAUAUACCAUCGAUCCAAAUCGUCUUCAACCGGACGUUGAAUUUGAUGUCAUCAAUGUUGUCGACGAAAAUGAAUACGAUAAUAGAUCCGAAUGUUUACGACCAAAUUCCAAUUUAACAUUCGAUUCAAUCGAUAGUAAUGAAGAUUUUAAAGGACAUGUUACACUUAAAGUCGGUAAUUCAACAUAUAGUAUAAAUUUUGCUACAGGUGAUAAAAGUAAUUCUCGUGAAGAAAUCCUAACACCAACUGGUCUUCUAUAUGGCCGCUAUAAUUUUAUGCCAAAAAAUAGCCCAAAUAAAAUAGUGAUAAACUAUAAAUUCAAUUCAACAUCAGUGGAUCCAACAUUCGAAGUAUCAUUAUUUAAAUCAUCAUCCGAAACAUUGGAAACUCUUGGCCGUCAUAUUGAUCAUUAUCGUGAACGAGAUUAUUUGAAUAAUAUUAAUUAUAAUCCAAAUAUUAAUUAUCGGGCACCAUAUCAAAGAGGAUACGUUCCAGCAACAUCAUCAGGGACAUCAUCAUCAUCAGCAGCAGGUGUUUCAUCAUCAUCAGCAUUAGCAUCACAUCGUGCUGCUGCUAUAGCCCGUGCUCAAGAACAAGCACGACAAGCAGCUUUAGCUGAAAAAUAUCGUAAAAAUAAUAAUAAUAAUAAUAAUCAUGCACACUACCACCACCAUGAUUAUUUAUCAUCGACCACAACAAUUCCAAGCUGGUAUUCAAAUCGAAGUAAAUCUAUUGAACCAUAAAUGAAUGAAUAUUACCAAUUUAACAAAACGACAAUUUCGAACACAUUUGACGAUAAGUUUCAGCCAAUAAA
Dermatophagoides pteronyssinus (European house dust mite) is the source of this 1089-nucleotide messenger RNA. RefSeq lists its product as uncharacterized. The record is from RefSeq and is a predicted model, not a curated record. NCBI's taxonomy places the organism in Eukaryota, Metazoa, Arthropoda, Arachnida, Sarcoptiformes, Pyroglyphidae.